GCUGGUUAUCUAGGGUGUCCCCCCCAUCCCUGAAAAGUACCUUCUGAGACAUGCUGGCCUCAUCCUCCCAAAAGCCAUAAAAGUCCUCAAUUUUUCUUUGAUAUUAUGAACUCCCAAAUCACUUGAACCCCAGGGGAGUCAGAUAGAACCCACUUCCAGGGAGGAAAGAGGAUGACUUCUAUCCUGUGAUUAAAAAGAGAAAGAGAAGUGAAGGAGGGGAGAGACUGGCCUGAAGUCACAGGUGGUCACCGGCACAAGCUGAAAUUCUGAUUCUCAGUUGUAGCCCACCUCCUGGGGUGGUGGGGAUGGAGAGGCUAAUGCCAGCCUGCACCCACCUCUUCUGAUGCUGAGCCAGUGUCCUUUCCCUGCUAUGGUGGGAUGAGAGGCAGCUGUCACAGUCAUAAUGCUCCCGGGUCACAGAGGUGCUGGGUCCUAGUCAGCCUGUGCCUGGUAAGUUCCCUCUGGGAACGUCUUCUGGUGGGUACUUCGGGCCUGAUUCCAGGCCCUAUGGCCUUUGGAACCUCACCACUGGGGGGAAGGCUGGGCCGGACGAAGUCAUCGCCUGUGGUGCCGGCCCCAUGGAUGAGAUGGAGUGGACACAAAGGCAACCCAAGCUGGAGGACCUAAGGGUUGGGCUCAUCAGCUGGGCAGGAUCCUACCUCACUUACGAGCCGUAUAAGAAUAUGGUCACCGCUACUGCAAAGGGUUUGGGCCGGAGACAGACCUGGGAAAUCCUGGUCAGCAAUGAGCACGACACACAGGCUGUGGUACGACUAAGGAGCUUGCAGGGCCUCUACGUCUUAUGUGAGGCAGAUGGCAGUCUGUGCUACGACCGGCCAAGGACCAGCCACCACGGAUGCUUCCUACUCCGUUUCCACCGCAAUGGCAAGUGGACCCUCCAGUGCAUAAUCAGCGGCCGUUAUCUGGAGUCUGAUGGCCAGGAUGUGUUCUGCAACUCCCGGGUCCUCUCAGCUUAUCACAUGUGGACCCCCCGGCCAGCCCUGCAUGCCCACGUGAUCCUGUAUAGCCCCCUCCACCGCUGCUAUGCCAGGGCCGACCCCACUCUGAGUCGUGUCUGGGUGGAUGCACCAAUACCCUACCUGGGGGAAUGUGGAUUCCUGUUGCAUUUCCAAGACGGAUGCUACCACCUGGAGAGCUCGACACACUGCUUCUUGUCCCACUUAGACCGGCUGGUCUCCCAACCCUCAACACAGACCGCUUUUCACAUGCAAGUGCGGCCUGGAGGGCUCGUGGCACUGAGCGAUGGAGAAGGGGGCAUGUUGUACGCACAGGGCCCACGCCUGCUCCUGGGCCUGGGCUCCAGUCCCCAUAGGGGCGAGGAGUGGUUCAUCCUACAGCAUUGCCCCACCUGGGUCAGCCUCAGGUCAAGGAGUCGGAAGUUCCUCUCUGUCAUCUACGAUGUUGAGGUGUAUGCUGCCUCUGAGCACCUAACUCCAAUGUCGUUGUUCCAGUUUGAAAGUGACAAUGACAACCUCACUUUGCAGCUUCGUUCUGCCAAUGGUUGCUACCUAGCCCAGAGGCGCCACAGGACAGUGUUGGCUAAUGGGCACCCGCUGGAGUGCGACACCUUCUUCCGUAUGCACUGGAAUUGUGGCAGGAUCAUCCUGCAGUCUCCCAACAGACGCUUCUUGGGCAUCGCACCCAACGGCCUACUGAUGGCCAGUGUCACCAUUCCAGGCCCAAAUGAGGAAUUUGGGAUUCGGUUAGCCAACCGCCCCUUCCUCGUAUUGCGAGGUCGGUAUGGGUACGUGGGCAUCUCACCGGAACAUGACCUCAUGCAGUGCAACAUGGACCAGCCCAACUGCAUUCACCUGCUGCCCUGCCGCCAGGGCAUCUACCACUUCCAGGCACAGGGUGGAUCCUUCUGGUCAAUAACAUCCUUUGGCACCUUCCGCCCUUGGGGAAAGUUUGCCCUCAACUUUUGUAUCGAGCUUCAAGGGAGCAACUUGCUCACAGUGCUGGCACCCAAUGGCUUCUACAUGAGAUCCGACCGAAGCGGCACCCUGUUUGCAGACAGCGAGGACAUUACCAAAGAGUGUAUUUGGGAAUUUUAGGUCAGUGGGUUGCCACCUACCGAAAUCCAACUCCUCCAGGAGAAAAAUACUACACUAAACAGAACAGGAACCCCAGAGUCAAGAUCCAUGAGAAGAAAAUCUGUUACACAACUUUUCCUACCCAGUUUAGCAAAACAUCUGUUUCAAGCAACAAUACAUCAAAAAGGCCACCCCCAAGACCUUGGUGUGCAUCUUACUUAGUACAGAGUAAGGGUGUCAAGGGUGGGGGGUGUAAAGUUGAGACUGAGGCUCUAGCCAGAAGAGGAGAGACCAAAUGGUAACUAGAAGAUCAAUGGAUCUUCCAUUGAUCCUUCUCACCCCUACCAAAACCACCAGACUUUUCCCAUUGAUGCCAUGAGGAAUUAGCCUUGCCCUGAAGGAUUCAGAAUCCAGAUACAACUAAUUGUCUUUGGUCUAGAAAGAAUGAAGGAUUAUCAAUCUUAUGGGCACAGGAUAAUGGUAAUAAUACCUUAUGCCUGUGUAGCCUACCUCCUCACCACCACUCCGUCACCUCCAAAGUUUACCAAUCAUCCCACCUUAUUGCCUGUGGUCCAGUCAGUUGGGCACAACAGGUACUUUCCCCGUCAUUGCCCACCUUUUACAGAGAGCUGGAAUAAUUUGCCCAAGGUCCCAUGACUGAGACCUCUGGCUCAAUUCUUUGAUUAGAGUGGACUCUAAUGUUCACUCAUCUUUCCAUCAAAACGUAGCUUCCAAAGUGGCUGUUGUUCUUGCACUGUCUUCAUAACUUCCGUGUUCAUCUGCUUGCCAUCAAUCCUAUUUAUGUUUUUAUUGAUGUAGACUCUUAAGUACAUUUAUUUAGAAAGGAAUAUUUUAAUCACUGUCGUAAAAUGGAAGACCAGAAUUGCUUGCCAUGAACAGAAAAUGACCAUAACAAUAAAUACAAUGAAAACAAAGUGAUGUUAUCAAUCCUCGUUAGAGUUUUCC
This is a messenger RNA of Phyllostomus discolor (pale spear-nosed bat), 3020 nucleotides long. It is a transcript of the gene FSCN3, whose product is annotated as fascin actin-bundling protein 3. Gene Ontology annotation, molecular function: actin filament binding; protein-macromolecule adaptor activity. Gene Ontology annotation, biological process: cell migration; establishment or maintenance of cell polarity; actin filament bundle assembly. NCBI's taxonomy places the organism in Eukaryota, Metazoa, Chordata, Mammalia, Chiroptera, Phyllostomidae. Gene Ontology annotation, cellular component: cell projection membrane; growth cone; ruffle. The transcript has 7 exons. The coding region runs from base 579 to 2075 and encodes 498 amino acids. The record is from RefSeq and is a predicted model, not a curated record.